UUAUCUCCUCAUAUCUGGUGAUAUUUGAAUUAUUCGCUUAUCCAGAGCAUUCCGUGAGUUCAUGGUAAGAGUUAAGCAAAUCAUUUCAACGUCACCACAUACCAAACCGUUGAUGGCUCGGUUUCAGCUUCCUUUCUAAAGGCAUUUUCUAAUCUGUUCCGCUAAGCUACAAGAUGACAGCUACAGAGACAUCACAGAAAAUGUUAAAAAUAGACCUUACAUUCAGAGAUGGCUUGGAAGAGGGAGAAUCUGGUAAAACUCUGCAAAGAAAAUGCCUAGCACUUAUGUCUCCAGUAACUCCUGUCAAGGUUUAUUGUUGCCUGUUCAUCAUUGCAGUUCUGACUACAAGUGUGGUUGCACUUUCUAUUGUUUUGUCGGUGAGAGAAGAAAAGCCAGUGAUGGAGUCACCUAAGUACGCUGCUUGCCCAAAAAGCUGGAUUGGAUUUGGGAGUAAAUGUUUUUAUUUUUCUGAAGACACAAGAAAUUGGACAUUCAGUCAAGUCUUCUGUGUUUCAUUAGAAGCCAGCCUCGCUCAGUUUGCAACUAUGGAAGAACUGAAUUUCCUGAAAAGAUACAAAGGCCCUUCUGACCAUUGGAUUGGCCUUAGAAGAGAAUCAUCCGAUGGCAUUUGGAGGUGGACAGACAACACAGAAUAUAAUAACACGUUUCCUAUCAGAGGAGUUGGACAAUGUGCCUACCUGAAUGACAAUGGAGUCGGUAGUGCCAGCAUCUACACACACAGAAAAUGGAUUUGUAGCAAGCCAAACAGUUAUGUCUACAGUUGCCAAAUUAGAAACUCUUUACCGAAUUUCCCUAUGGAUGUAUCAUAACUUGUUAUAUAUAGUUGAUGUGUAUAACACCUGGAAACACCUGGAUAUCCAAGCAGAAGACUGCCGUAGGGGUGGAUCCCUCUUGAAGAACCUCUGCUAGGACAGUGCAGAGAUCCCCCACUGGGAUGCUGCCUGGUAGAGCUGUAAAAAGAGAGCCGCCCUCCUCUGAGUUCCUGGAAAGCCCACACUCACUAACUUUGGGACUCUCAAGACCCACCUAAAUCAGUUGAAAGGUGAUUUAUGGAAAGUUGCUCAAUUACAGAGGAGGGCAUCCUCAGAAAGUAAGAGGAGGGCAGCCUCAGAAAGCUGUCUUUGUUUUAAAGCCUUCUUUUAUAUGUAGAAGCUAAGUUAUGCCUACAUGUGAGUAGGCUGUCAGUGUGACACAACUUAGUACUUUGUUGAUAUAAAGAAACUUACCCUUGUCAUUUUAGUGCAUAAAUACAUCAAAGUCUGACUAUAGCUAUCUUAAAAGCAUGUACUGUUAUGUGACAUUGGGACAUCUGGACAUUCUGCUAUUGUAGGCGUUUGUCCUUGCAGGCAUUACUACACUUCCUUAGCUGUAAACAUCUUAUGACCAUGGGUCAUUUUCUUUAUCCAGUCUGCUGUUGAUAGGCAUCUACAUUGAUUCCAUGUUUGGCUAUUGUGAAUAGUACAGCAGUAGACUUCCAUGGUUCAGCUUUUGUAGUAACAAAGUUGUGAAUUGUUCUUCAGUUGUCAUGGACCCUCAGGUCAUAUAACCUGAGCAUGGCCAGGUGAACCAAGUACGCAACCACAGGGAAAACCCAAUUGUUCAGACUGAGGUACACAGGCUGAAUUAAAAAGUGGGCACACAGUGGCAGGAUCCAGGAUCCAACUGGAUGGAACUCUGGUCUCACUCCAUGGCAGGAUCCAGUCAGAGCAUGCUUUCCAGCAUCACCUCAUUACAAGAUCCAAUCAGAUGGUGUCUCGUUACUCUAUGCUUAUAAAACCUGACCCAGUUCCCAGCUUGAGGAAGGACUGCUUUGGGAUUGCCCAGUGUUCUCUUUACUCUCUGCAAGAGAUGAACUCUUGCUAAAUCCCCCCUGGCUGUGCUCAUGGGGUUGACACUUGACAAGUGACUAACCCGCCUGUUGUGUGGGUAACAUUUGGAACAUAUUUCUUUAUCUUCCUUAAUACUCUCAGCAUUGGUGUCUGUGCACCAGAUAACACAGCUCCCUUUCCAGUCUUCACAGACAGGUCUCAUACAGGAGAACACCUUUACCAACCAGUCCAGACAGAGGUUCUGUGUGCCACUUAAACUGUCAUGGUAGUUGAAGUCACAAUGUUUGUUCUUAAUGGUCCUCAGGCAUCUAGAGUAUGCCAGAUCCUUUCAGUGCUCAGACACAUGAGAUAAAAUCCAGUUCCCAGGUAGUGGCCAGAAAAGCUGGGGGGCUAGUUAUUUGGUCUGUCCCCUUUGCUUUUCAGAGAGAAGCUGGAGGCUGGGCUUUAUCACUCUGCAUUGAGCCAAAGUGGGGAGCAGUGAAGUACCCACAUGCUUAUUAAAAACUGCUCUGAAAAUAUUUGAAGUAACACGGCUGUAACAAUUACUAUUUAAAAAACAACUGUUGUUUUGUUUUGUGUAGCCCCAGAGGUUUAACAGAUGCUGGGCCCUGUCAGCUCACCAAAACGGAAGUUAGAAACCAGUUCCUCUCUUCAACCAAGGGGAUAAUAAGAAAAAAAAGAAACCAAUCCCUCUAGUAAUACCUAGAGAAGUACCAGAUAGGCUUCACAGCUUCUCUAGGUAUCCCCUCCUCAGGAAUAGGCUGAGAGAUGGGAGUUCCUUCCCAAACAUGUGGCAUCACAUGAGGGCUGGGGAUUAUUAUCACAGUGUGUGCAAGUUGUUUCCUGCCAGUUCUGAUGUGGAUAGUUUCACACUCACCUCGAGCGCAGGAGUGGCUCAUUAGAUUCUGGAUUUCCAAUGAUGGAAAUUUAUCUGUGUGUUGCUGUUGAACUGAUGUGUCCACGGUGAGGAAGGAGAGUUUAGACCUUUUUAUUCUGCCAUCUGGUGACUCUGACAGUUUCUUUUAAUGCUCUACUAUCAUACAAUCUAGUUACUACAUUUGUAGACAUUUCUCUCACAUAAAUGACAACAUGUAUUUACACAAAAGCCUGUAUAUACAAUGUUCAUAGCAGCUUUAUUCUUACUAGCCAGAAUCUAUAAAAACCAUAUGUCUCACAAUGAGUGAAUAAUUAAGUAAACGCUGUUACAGGCAUAAAAUGGAAUACUACUCAGCAGUAUAAAGGAACAGACUAUGGAUGCAUACAAAACUCCCUUGAAUCUCAAACUACUUAGGCUAAGUUAGAAGAGCCAAUUACCAAAGAUUGCAUUUCACAUGAUUAAAUUUACGUAACAUUCUUGAAAUGACAAAAUUGUGCAGAUAGAGAAUGAGGGUUAUGGAUAGGUGAGUGAAGAAGAAGGCGUAGCAUGGAGAAAAGGUGGUGUGGAUCUCUGUGAGAAUGGAUGGGUUUUGUUUCCUCAUUGUAUCAGUGGUCAUUAUCUUAGUUGUGAUAUUCUAGUGCAGUUUUUUGGGUAUUACCUUUGGGGGAAACUGAGUAAAGAAGACGUGGGAUCUUUCUGUACUAUUUCUUACAACUGCAUGUGAAUUACAACUAGCUUGAAAUAAAAAAUUCAAUUAUAAAA
Molecule: messenger RNA, 3489 nt
Organism: Cebus imitator (Panamanian white-faced capuchin)
Lineage: Eukaryota; Metazoa; Chordata; Mammalia; Primates; Cebidae
Product: C-type lectin domain family 2 member E-like
Exons: 5
Coding region: 174-830 (218 amino acids)
Cellular component (GO): external side of plasma membrane
Source: RefSeq, a predicted model, not a curated record